Messenger RNA from Prosopis cineraria, 1347 nucleotides. Its product is annotated as THO complex subunit 6. Gene Ontology annotation, cellular component: transcription export complex; THO complex. Gene Ontology annotation, molecular function: protein binding. Lineage: Eukaryota; Viridiplantae; Streptophyta; Magnoliopsida; Fabales; Fabaceae. The record is from RefSeq and is a predicted model, not a curated record. Gene Ontology annotation, biological process: mRNA export from nucleus.
UUUGGCAGGGUCGCCUCUAUUGUUGCGGCUUUUACAGUUAACACAGUUUACUGAAACUGCUGGAGCUACUUCUCUAAGCUCGAACUGCAGCAAUGAGAGGAGACGCUACCCACUGGGACGAAAAUGCUUACAGGGAAGUCAUAUUGAAGGAGAGGGAGAUUGAAACCCGAACCAUUUUUAGAACCGCCUGGGCUCCUACCCGAAACCCGAACGCUGAUACCCUCGUUGUUGCGUCAAGCGACGGAUCCAUCGCCUCUUAUUCUAUUCCUUCAAUCAUCUCUAACCUCCCGUUUGGUCUUACCAACAUAAAGACACAAAAAUUGUUUGCUGAACCAACUUGCUUCUUUCAAGGGCACGAUGGACCUGCUUAUGAUGUCAAAUUUUACCGGGACGAUGAAGAUGCUCUGUUAUUGAGUUGUGGUGAUGAUGGUCGGAUUCGAGGAUGGAGAUGGAAGGAACUUGUAGGAUUAAACGAUUCUUCAUCUUUGGCUGGAAGUGGUAUCAAGCCUUUGCUUGAGCUGGUGAAUCCUCAACACAAAGGUCCUUGGGGUGCCCUUUCACCUAUUCCUGAGAAUAAUGCUAUUGCUGUUGAUACUAAGGAAGGAUCUGUUUUCACUGCUUCUGGUGUCUGCGCAUAUUGUUGGGAUGUGGCUACUGGUAAAAUGAAAACUGUAUUUAAGGGGCACUUGGACUACUUGCAUUGUUUAGUUGCCCGAAACUCAGCCAAUCAGAUUAUAACAGGUUCAGAGGAUGGGACUGCACGAAUUUGGGAUUGCAAAAGUGGAAAGUGUAUCAAAGUGUUUGAUCCUGCAAAAGAUUUGAAGUCAAAAGGAUACGUUUCAUGGAUUAGUUGUGUUGCAUUAGAUGCAAGUGAGAGCUGGUUGGCCUGUAGCUAUGGUCGGAAUAUAUCACUCUGGAACCUGCCUGCUUCAGCGUGCAUAUCAAAGAUUCCAACGCGUGCUUCUGUACAGGACAUGUUAUUUGACAACAAUCAAAUAUUGGCAAUCGGUGCGGAUCCUCUACUUAAUCGAUUUGACAUGAACGGUGUGAUCCUUUCACAAAUACAGUGCGCUUCUCCAUCAUCCUUCUCUAUCUCCUUGCAUCCAUCGGGGAUCAUGGCAGCUGGAGGUUAUGGUUCUCUUGUGGAUGUUAUCUCCCAGUUUGGAAGUCACAUGUGUACGUUUCGUUGCCGAAGUCUUUAACUGGAGUUAUUUGGUGUAUUUUGUCUUGAAGAAUAUUUGUAGGCUGCGGUUCUUUCGUUAAUGGGAGAAGUUUUCCUUACUGCGCAUUUUAUGGACCGGAGAAGUUUACGUUUAAUGGAAAGUUAUGAAUUAUUCUUGCCUUCAA